Molecule: messenger RNA, 1542 nt
Organism: Eremomyces bilateralis CBS 781.70
Lineage: Eukaryota; Fungi; Ascomycota; Dothideomycetes; Eremomycetales; Eremomycetaceae
Exons: 2
Biological process (GO): cytoplasmic translational initiation
Cellular component (GO): eukaryotic translation initiation factor 2B complex; guanyl-nucleotide exchange factor complex
Molecular function (GO): translation initiation factor activity; guanyl-nucleotide exchange factor activity
Source: RefSeq, a predicted model, not a curated record
AUGCCGCAUGCCAAUCUCCCGGCUCCGGCCUUCAAGGCCUUCAUUCUCUGCGGCCCCGGAAGUGGCUUCGAGACCUUCUGCGCCAACCCGAAAGACGGCCCGAAAGCGCUGCUCCCCAUCGCGAACCGCCCGAUGGUGUGGUAUCCGUUGGAUUUCUGCUACCGAAUGGGCAUCACGGAAAUCUCCCUCAUCAUCUCCCCCGAUUCCCACGAAGCGCUAGACGAUGCCCUUAACCAAAACCCCUACCUCACCUCCCUCCCCUCCCCAAAGCCCGAUAUCAUCGCCCCCCCAGGCCUCGCCCAAUCCUCCACUGCACAGAUCAUCGGCACCGCCGAACUCUUCCGCUUCCCCGAAGUGCAGGCCGCUAUCGACUCCGACUUCCUCGUUCUCCCCUGCGACCUCCUCACCGAGCUCGACCCCCUCGCCGCCUAUGAGACGUGGAUGACCUUCCAAGCCGAGGUGGCAGGCAUGGGCGCCGGUGCUGGACGCCAGGGAGGUCUGGGGUUCUGGUACAGCGUGCUUGACGCCGAGAGGAAGAAGCCGAAGGGCGCGGAGACGGACUUCGUCAUGACGGCCGCGAUAGCGCGGCCGGCCGUCGUGUUUCCGCAUGCGGCGUCGCUGGCGCACAAUACGGAGCAGCUGCUGAACGCAAAGUCGAACGCGACGCUGGACGACGAGGUGGCGAAUCACGGGGCGCUGCGGAUCCGCAACAAGGCGAUCGAGGAGUUUGGGCGGACGCGCAUCGAGCGGGUGUAUCGUGACUCGCAUGUGUAUUUCUUCCCCCGCUGGGCGAAGGAGCUGAUGGCGCGGAAUGCGACGUUCGAGUCGAUGUCGGAAGACGUGAUCGGCGCGUGGGCAAAGGCGAGCUGGCAAGACGGGUUGGCGGAGAAGUUGGGGAUGCAGGAGUAUUUCGACGCCGCCACGCCCAACGGCAGCACGGCGGACAACGGGACCGCAGACGUCGACAUCGCGUCCAUGAUCAGCACCAUGUCCGUCCACCCUCCCACUCUCUCCACCGCCUUCGCCUCCCGCGUCCCCUCCUCCCCCUCCUCCUCCCGCUCCCUCCUUCCCCCCUUCCUCACCUACCUCCACCCCCCUUCACCCCCCGCCCCCCUCCUCCGCCGCAUCGACACCGUCCCCACCCUCCUCCUCACUACCCUCCACCUCGCAGCCCUCCCCCCCUCCUCCUCUCCACUCACCCACACCGCCAAAAUCACCCACCCCCACCUCGUCGACCCCCAUGCCCGCAUCGAUCUCCCCACCACCCUCCUCGACGCCAACGUCACCGUCGGCGCGCACGCCACAGUCAAAGAAUGCGCGGUGGGCGCGAACUGCAGUAUCGGGCCAGGCGCACGCCUGCUCCGGUGCGUGUUGAUGGAUGGGGUGGAUGUUGGGGCGAAUGUGACGCUGAGCGGGUGCGUGGUGGGGCGGCGAGCGAAGUUGGAGGGGAAGGAGCGGAGGGCGAAGGGGGAGCAGGGGACGGUGUUGAGGGAUUGUGUGGUACGGCAGGUGUUUUUGGUGGAGUGGGGGACGGAGGAGAAG